Messenger RNA from Pipistrellus kuhlii (Kuhl's pipistrelle), 783 nucleotides. RefSeq lists its product as uncharacterized. The record is from RefSeq and is a predicted model, not a curated record. The transcript is spliced from 4 exons. Lineage: Eukaryota; Metazoa; Chordata; Mammalia; Chiroptera; Vespertilionidae. The coding region runs from base 1 to 783 and encodes 260 amino acids. Gene Ontology annotation, biological process: immunoglobulin production; immune response.
AUGACCUGGACUCCUCUGCUCCUGGCGCUCCUCUCUCACUGCACAGGGUCCCUCUCCCAGCCUGUGCUCACCCAGCCGCCGUCCCUCUCUGCUUCUCUGGGAGAAACAGUCAGACUCACCUGCACCCUGAGCAGCGGCUACAAUGUUGGCAGCUACAGGAUAACCUGGUACCAGCAGAAGCCAGGGAGCCCUCCCCGGUAUCUCCUGAACUACCACACAGAGUCAGAUAAGGGCCAGGGCUCCGGGGUCCCCAGCCGCUUCUCUGGAUCCAAAGACGCCUCAGCCAAUGCGGGGAUCCUGACCAUCUCUGGGCUGCAGCCUGAGGAUGAGGCUGACUAUUACUGCGCUACAGCUCAUGGCAGGGGUAGCAGCUACCGUUACCCACAGUGUCUCAGAGGAGGAGGAAGUGAGACCAAAACCUCUAAGGCCAGAGGUGAUGACUGUCUGCCCUUCGGUGUCAAUCAAAGGGAGCCCACCCAGCACCCCCUCAUCAGCCACAGGUCCACCCGCCCCCCAGGGAGUGACAAGGGUCUCAGGAGCCUGUGCCAGAGCCAGGGGCCGAGACCAGCGUGUGUGCUGGCCCAGCCGCCGCCCCUCCCAGGCGGCUACCAGGGGACAGGGGACAGCUGUGUGCCCCCUCCCCCACAGACGGAGCCCAGGCCCCGGAUCCCUGCGCAGGGAGAGGUGGCGCUGUGGUGGAAGCCCCUGCUGGCUGCUCCCUGUUGCUCAGCUGUGCCCCUCCCCGCCCCUCCCCCAGCCUCAGGCAGGUCUUCUGUGCAAUGA